Drepanopeziza brunnea f. sp. 'multigermtubi' MB_m1 is the source of this 1809-nucleotide messenger RNA. RefSeq lists its product as uncharacterized. The record is from RefSeq and is a predicted model, not a curated record. Gene Ontology annotation, biological process: regulation of transcription by RNA polymerase II; cell differentiation. Lineage: Eukaryota; Fungi; Ascomycota; Leotiomycetes; Helotiales; Drepanopezizaceae. Gene Ontology annotation, molecular function: DNA-binding transcription factor activity, RNA polymerase II-specific; RNA polymerase II cis-regulatory region sequence-specific DNA binding.
AUGGAACUAUUCUCAGCACCAGAGGACAACCGGUGCAUGUCGGAAAUCUCGCAGGAGGACGCGGCGUCGGUGAUCAAAAUGUCGUCGACCCCCAGCCCAACUGCCUCGGCUUCAGCCAGCGGCUCGUCAGCAUCCAGAAGACCGCCCCGGAAGAGUACCCUGACCCAGCAACAGAAGAAUCAGAAGCGUCAACGCGCCACUCAGGAUCAACUCGUUACGCUGGAGAUGGAAUUCAACAAGAACCCUACGCCAACCGCUACUGUUAGGGAGAGGAUAGCGGAGGACAUCAACAUGACAGAGCGUUCGGUGCAGAUUUGGUUCCAGAACAGGCGCGCAAAGAUAAAGUUGAUGGCGAAGAAGAGCAUCGAAACUGGCGAGGAUUGCGACGCUAUUCCUGAAGCAAUGCGACAGUACCUUGCAAUCCAAGCUAUGGAGUCUGGAAAGUCGUUGGGAGGAAACUUCCUGGGCCGCUCCGGCCUCAUGCCUUAUGGCAGUGGUAGCUUGAUGAUGGGAGGAGAUCAGGGCCCGCAGGGAAAAGUUGUUAUCCACCAUUUUUCAUGUCGGUCGUUGAGCAUUGGAUCUUGGAGACGGGUCGGCCAAAGUGCGAUGGAUCUGAUCAUCUUCUACUCGCCAGACAAGGCAUGCAUGACAUACUACAUUAACAAUGAUCAAGCAGGCUACAAGAUCGAGUACCCUUUUGCAUUCAUCAAGAACAUCUACCUUGAAAACGGAGAUAUGGAGUCUGGAACGCCAGGUGGCUUGGUUGUCGAGCUCAACCGACCCCCGAACUUCUUCAUGGAUUCGUCCGGAUCCGGCGGUUUCUUCCAAUGUGGUGAUUUCACGGAAGAACAGCAAGCAUCUUCUCAGAUGAUUCAUAAUCUCGGCGGACACCCCAAGGUUCUCAGCGGACAACUCGCCAAGCUGGUCUCCCUGGAAUCUUUCAUGAAUCGUCACAACCAAUUCGAGCCACAGAUUUCAGUAUCUGCUCCCUCGUCUCCGAUUGGUAUGCGGCCAGCGUCUCAGCCAAACUACAAUGCCCAGGCACAUGUUGGUAUGUUCCAGGAGGGGUGGGGCGUGAACAUGAACACUCCUGGUCAGAGAGGCCCUGGCCACAAGAGACAGCGAAGUAGGUCCGUUCCUAUGGCGGUCGACUUUUCGAUGUUCAACAACCCCAUGCCUUCCUUCCUUAUUCAGCACACGGGUGAGAACCCGCAGCACCAUCACAAUCCAAACAUCUUCGCACCCGUCCCACAGCAGGCAAAUAACAUGGGGGCUCUGGGGCCAAACUUGCGGAUCGACACGUCGUCUGGAUAUGGAAUGGAUUUCAGGCAAUACCCCAUGUCCGCUACUACAGCCGCAUCGCCGUCCGAUUUUGCAAGCCCCGGGUUCUUCUCCCAAGGUCCGGACACAGGCGGUCUUACUGCCCCUUCAUACAACAAUACGCCAUACAAUGUCCCCUAUCUCUCACCCAACCCAAUGGCUGAUUCUGUCCAUGGCAUGAUCCAACCCUCUGUGUCGCCACUUUCCUUCAUGAGCCACGCCGACCCGGCUAUUGUUGAUCAGUCACCCCCGAUGAUGAUGCACCGUAGCGCUUCCGCAGAUGUCUAUACCAUGCAGCAUGACCACUCGAACAUCUCCGAUGACGGCACUGGACUCAACGAGAUGUACUCCAAACACACUCUAAACCUGCCUAUGCAUCCUCACUCGCCGCCCUUUACAGAGCAGUCUCAGGCCGAUAUUGACAUGCAUCAACUCGUCUCGUUCGACGACAAUGCCGCAAGUCUCUCACCCGAAACUAUUUCCCAAUAG